Carya illinoinensis is the source of this 378-nucleotide messenger RNA. RefSeq lists its product as uncharacterized. The coding region runs from base 1 to 378 and encodes 125 amino acids. The transcript has a single exon. The record is from RefSeq and is a predicted model, not a curated record. Lineage: Eukaryota; Viridiplantae; Streptophyta; Magnoliopsida; Fagales; Juglandaceae. Gene Ontology annotation, molecular function: protein heterodimerization activity.
AUGGAUUCAGAGGUGACAAGCCUCUCAACUUCGUCCCCUGCCAGAUCUCCUUCAUUUACGCCCUCACUCAACAAAUCUUUCCUGAAUCCUCUCUCCAAAUACAAAGAAAUAUCUCUCGGACACCUCUCCAAACGAUAUACCACCACCAUGAACAUCUUGAACAAGCUUGUUGGCUUCGGCUCCCUGAGGGUUACUCAAUCCACUGCAAAGCUGCAGAUCAUCACCUCGAUCAAGGAUAAGGAUUCAAAGUUUAGAUUGGUUCUUGUUGAGAGCAGGAUUCACAAGGCCACUCAGAAGUCGGCUCUAGCUACCGGAGGAGUGAAGAAACCACACAGGUUCAGGCCUGGGACGAUGGCACUAAGGGAGAUCAGGAGCUGA